AUGGCACACGGAAUUUCGGAUAGUGAUCCUACAAAAAAAGAACAUGUUGAUGCACCAGAAAUACUUGAUAAAAAACUUGAUCAAUUAGCUGAUUGGAUUCGAAAUGCUAAACAUUUUAUUGUAUUUACAGGUGCCGGUAUAUCGACAUCAACUGGUAUUCCUGAUUUUCGAUCGAGUAUGAAUACAAUAUUACCAACAGGACCUGGUGUAUGGGAACUUCGUGAUCAUCCCGGUAAAAAACGCUCACCAACGGCUCGUACAACAACAUCAACAAAAGCUAUUCCAUCAGUUACACAUAUGGCUCUUGUUGAAUUAGCUCGUCGUAAUCUUCUUCAUUUUGUUGUUUCACAAAAUACUGAUGGUCUUCAUUUACGUUCUGGUUUACCAUCAACAUUGUUAGCUGAAUUACAUGGAAAUUCAAAUUUAGAAACAUGUAAAAAAUGUCAUACAAAAUAUUUACGUGAUUAUCGUACACGUACUGCUAAAAAAGUUCAUGAUCAUGCAACAACUCGAAAAUGUACUAAAUGUGGUUCAAUCCUUCAUGAUUCAAUUAUUAAUUUUGGUGAAAAUUUACCUGAAUAUGAAUUAGAAACAAGUUUUGAUCAUGCAGAACGUGCAGAUGUUUGUCUUGUCUUAGGUUCAUCAUUACGUGUAACUCCAGCAGCUGAUAUUCCAGCACGAGUUGGUGAACAUGGUGGAAAAUUAAUUAUUGGAAAUUUACAAUUAACUCCAUUAUCAAAUUUAGCUAAAUUAAAUAUUCAUGCAUUGUGUGACAAUUUAAUGCGAGGAUUAAUGGCUAAAUUAGAUAUUCCUAUACCAGAAUGGGAACUUCAUCGACGAAUACAUAUUACAAUUCAAAAUCAAACUUUAUCAAUAAUGGGUCUUGAUCUUAAUCAAGAUAUAGCUUAUUCACUUUUUUCAACAAUAAGAAUAUUAGUACGAGAAGGAACUGAAUCAAAAUAUGAUUCGAAAACAAUUAAAGAUGUUGAACCAAUUGAACAUAAAAUAAAAAUUAAUAAUCCAAAUAAUCAAAUGGAUGUUUAUGUUGAAUUACAUUGGCAAGGACAUUACAAUGAACCAGUAUAUACAAUUAAAAUUCCAUUUACGAAUUCAUCAAAAGAAGUACAUCUUUUUUAUAAUCCAAAAACAGGAAAUUGGAGAGAACAGAGAAUAUUAAACAUGGGUUCAAAUACAUCACAAUCACCAGCUGAAUUGAGUGUAGACGAUAUUGAAUUUAUUUCAACUAAGGCUAAUAUUGAUCAUGAAAAUGUGAAAAUUUGGUAUGAAAAACUUAAGGCUGCUUGUCCAAAUGGAAAAAUUUCUAAAUCAGAUACAGUAAAUUUCUUACGAAGUAUAAAUAGUGGUAAAGAAGAACAAAUUCUAAAACUAGCAACAGAUAUUCAUAAAGCAUUUGAUACUAAUAAUGAUGGCAUUGUUGAUCAACGUGAAUUUUUAAUUGGUUUUGCUUUAACAUCUACGGGUAGUGCUCGUGAAAAGCUCAAAUAUGUCUUUCGAACAUAUGAUCAUGAUAAAGAUGGUGUUAUUAAUAAAAAAGAAAUUGAUCGAAUGGUUAAAAUUGUGAUGAGACUUCGUGCAAAAGAUGAUGUAGCAAAUACGGCACGUAUUAUUGACGAAUUAAAAACAUCCCUUGAACAUCUUAAUGGAGGCAAAGAUUUUGAUAAUAUAAAAAUAACGUCAAAGGAAUUUAUUCAAUUAUUAAUAAACAACAAAGAAUUAUGUGAAUUAUUAUCACCAUUCAAUAUAGAACCACCUAGAGAGAUUAUUGUUCAUCAAUCCUAUUCUCAAUCGAAGUAA
Messenger RNA from Rotaria sp. Silwood1, 1815 nucleotides. NCBI's taxonomy places the organism in Eukaryota, Metazoa, Rotifera, Eurotatoria, Philodinida, Philodinidae. The record is from the annotation of a GenBank genome assembly.